Messenger RNA from Boleophthalmus pectinirostris (great blue-spotted mudskipper), 5662 nucleotides. RefSeq names its product growth arrest-specific protein 6-like. NCBI's taxonomy places the organism in Eukaryota, Metazoa, Chordata, Actinopteri, Gobiiformes, Gobiidae. The coding region runs from base 1 to 1707 and encodes 568 amino acids. Gene Ontology annotation, molecular function: calcium ion binding. The record is from RefSeq and is a predicted model, not a curated record. The transcript has 12 exons.
AUGACCUUAAACGGGCUACUCAGAUUCAACCAAAGGGCUGCAUAUGGCCCAGGAGCUGUACAAUACCCUGAUAUCCCAGACCAGUGCUCGCCGUCGCCAUGCAACCCCAGAGGUACGGUGCGCUGCGAGGACAAAAAGGGCGAUUUCCUGUGUCACUGCUUCACCGGCUGGACAGGGGCCAGAUGUGAGAAAGAUGUGGACGAGUGCGAGACGAGGAACGGCCGCUGUGACCACGAGUGCAACAACACGAUGGGCAGUUACCGCUGCUCCUGUCACCAUGGAUACACACUGUCAGGGCGGCACUUAUGUAACGAUGUGAAUGAGUGUGAAGACCCCUCGGUUUGUGGGACAGCUGAUUGCCUGAACACAGAGGGCAGUUUCAAGUGUCUGUGUGAGCCUGGGUUUGUUUACGACAACGAGACCAAGAGCUGCCUGGAUGUGGAUGAGUGCGAGUCCAGUGUUUGUGCCGAUGAAUGCCUGAAUGUUCCUGGGAGUUUCCGGUGUUUUUGUGACGGACGUCAGGGCAUGAAGCUGUCCCAGGACCUCAGGAGCUGUAAGCCCAUUACUCCAUGUAUUUCACCGUCUUUGAAAAGGAAUCCUCAGUCCCUGUAUCUGGGACGCACCUUCAGUGGAGUAGUACCUGUGGUGAGGCUUCGGUUUCGCAGAACAUCUAAAACAGGAUUUUCAGCAGAGUUUGAUUUCCGUACCUAUGAUUCUGAGGGAGUGAUAUUUUUUGCUGGAGGUCACUUGAAUAGCUCAUGGAUUGUGCUCGCAAUGCAUGAUGGGAAACUGGAGUUGCAGCUGAAGUACGGUGCAGUGAGCAGGGUCACCAGCAGUGGAGCUGUGGUCAACGAUGGACAGUGGAGAAAGAUCUCGGUGGAGGAGCAGGGCCGCAGUCUGGUGAUAAAGAUCGACCGAGAGGCUGUGAUGAAGAUCGCGGUUAAUGGGGACCUGUUCACUCUGAAGAAGGGUCUGGGGCUGCACGAGCUGAACCUGACCGUGGGAGGGGUCCCUUUUAAAGAAGACGGUUUGGUCAAUAAAGUGAACCCUCGUUUGGAUGGUUGUAUGAAGGAUUGGCGCUGGUUGACCGGAGAAGACACCUCGAUCCAGCAGACGGUUCAGUCCAAUGAGAACAUGCAGUGUUUCAGCACAGAGGACCCUGGGGCCUUUUUCAAUGGGACAGGAUUCGCCUUUUUCAACAGAAGCUUUACAGAUUCACAAAACCUGAGUGUCCACUUGAGUCUGCGCGCCACUUCUGGGAUCGGGGUCUUGUUUGCUCUCAUUUACCAGGACCGGGUUCCUCUGUCCAUUUCUUUAGCCGACUACCAUCCAGGGACAGAUGAGUGGAGAGAUUUUGUCCUGGUUACGUCCGGUGACGCCAUAGUGGCCAGUUCCCCCAGUCCUCUGUGUGACGGAGAGGGUCAUGGGAUUGAAGUGACGAUUUCGGCCAAUCAGACGUUGCUCCUGAUUGACGGGCAGCCAGGACGAAGUGGCGACACUGUAGUUCCCAUGGAGAUCCUGCCUCAGUCCAGCACGUUCAUAGGAGGACUACCAGACGUCCCCCUGGUGUCCACUCUGGUGUCUGCAUCCUACAGCGGCUGCAUGGAGGUCAGUGUAAACGGACAGCAGCUGGAUCUGGACCAAGCCACCCACAAACACAACGACAUCCGCUCUCACUCCUGCCCCCUGCUGGACUUCUACCAGUGAUGCACAUAAGUAACAGUAUUUAUUAAACCAGGACUUUGCUAAUACAGACUGAAUAGAAAACAUCUAACCAGGUUUUGUGGUCCAGUUGGUGCUUAGAUCAUUGUUUUGUGACACUGUUGCUUAAAGGCAUUAGCUGGGCUUUUCAGUGUUUAUUUGAAAUGGCACAUAUAUUAGCAGCAGAAGAGGCAAUAAGUGCUGGACAAGAUUGUCUUAACACUGCCCGUGUACUAUUAGCCUUGAUAUUAGCCCCAUAAGAACACACAGGGCCUUAAAAUGGGGUCGAAGCUAAGCUUGCAGAGGUGGGAAGUAAGUAGCAAAGAUCAUUUUUGAGUGUAAACAUACUCGGACUUGAGUGUCUGAAAUAACACGUUUCAUGUACUCGAGCAAAAGUUUUAUUAUAAUCAUAUUUUUAUUUGAUUAUUUUUUUGUAUCCCAUUGGUGAAUCUUGCAGUCUGUACUUUUUACUUUUAUUGUUUUAUUUAUAAUUAACAAUUUUGUUGAUGACUUUUACUUAUAAUUUCGUACUUUUGAGUAGCUUUUACAGAGUACUUGGUUUGAGUAUUUCAUCCACCUCUUUACACCAUGAUCUGUAUCUUUAGUGAAAUCACUCACUGCAACAAUUUUUGAUAACAUUUUAUAAUAACUACUGCUCCUUAAUGAAGUAUGAACAAAGACUUUAUAAUUAACAAAUUGUGUAUUCAGAAUGAUUCAGGCUUAGUAACAUCUUAGUUAAAGUGCUCAUAAUAAGCUAUUUAUAAUGUUAUUUCUUCAUCAAAAACAUACCUGGAGUUGUGUUUUGUUUAAUUUACAUGUUUAACACACAAAACCUGUGUAUUUGUGCUGAGUUCUUCUCUCAAACAGAAAACGCACUGUUCCACCUUUUGAUGUCAUGUGGUAAUACAGGAAGUGCUCCACUGUGUUUUAAAGCUCCUUUACAAAAUCUUUUGGAUAAUUUCAGCCCUAGAAUGGCCUCACUCUACUAAACAAAACAUAAAAGGAGCUGUUAACUUGAAAACUACCGCUUCAUGACAUCAGAAGGUGGAACAAAGCAUUUUGAGCUUUGGAGAUGUGUAGACAGACUAAUCAUGAUGGGUUACUCAGAUAUGUUUGAAUGAAAUAAAACACAGCUCCAAGUAUGUUUUUGUUGAGGUAAAACAUUCCAGCAUGGUCUAAAGCUCACAAGAGUCAAUUUUGUGUAAUAUAGGACCUUUAAUAAACAAUUUGUUCAUUAUAACUUAAGUCUUUGCUCAUGCUUUAUGAAGACUAAUGUGCAGUUACUAUAAAAUGUUACCCAAUUUUCUGGUUGCAUUCAGUUCAAUUGUGACCCCUAGUGGCAAAACCUGAAGCCAAACAAGACGAGGACCAUUAUAACCAACAGGUGCUCUGAUAGUUACUUCAAAUGGGGUCACUGUAGUAAAGUAGGUCCCUGGUUAAUGUUAAUAGGAACGGAGGUGUGCUCACAAUGCUGCAUUUAGCUGCUUUCUGUGAAAAAGUAAAACUUGCACAUUGUUGCAGAUGGACAUGGACCACACAGUGAAGCCAUUUGUGUAAUAAUAAAACUCUCCAUGUCCCUCUGCAGCAUCAAUUGAACCACGUGCCUCGAGUAACAACACACCCUGUAGAUGUAGUACUGUAACUGAGAUGCUACUCAUGUAAAUAGAAAUAAUCCACAUAGUACAGACCACAAGUGUUAGAGGAGAAGUUUGUGAUUUCCUUUACUUUUCAUACAUAGACUGUAUAAAGAAGUGGAAAAGUUUAAUAAAAAAUAGACAAAAUAGCAAAAUAAAAACACUAGUAUCAUGUAGAGUGGGUUAAUACGAACAUUUUAAGACCAAAAUGACAGGUCGAUGGAGGCGGAAGAGACCCCAUGGUCAAUUUCUAUUUGAAACACGGCAUCUAGUGGAUCAGCUAUGUCUAUUUAUAUACAGUCUAUGGUUUCAUAUAGUUUUUUUCAAGCAGUAUUAGUAAGUAUAAUGGACAAAACGAACCUUUACAGCUAGAAAUCUUACAAUGCUUACAUGCUUAGGCUUGUAAAACUGCAUAUUAAAGAUGUAUACAUUUAUAGUUUUAUAUAGGUUAUACCGUUGUCACUAUUGUUUCAUAGUCUAAUGUUUAUUUUGCUAUAAUUUACUCAAACUGACAAUUUCAAGUAAUCUUAUUGUUUUUCAAAUCCUGUAUCAAGAUAUAUUUGUCCAAAAAUCUUUAACCUUUCCACAACACGGCAGAGCGCAUAAUAAUGAACCGUUAUUAAAAGCUGAUCACUGUUUAAUUAUAUUUUUAUACAUAAUUACAGCUCACUUACUUCUCCUUUAAAACCCAAACUUUCUGUCCCUGUUCCUCACCUUUGCCACUAAAGCACAGGGAGCGUGAGGGGGGAGCAUCGGCUGCACCACGAGCUACUGAGCGACAGCGCUGUGUAUGAUAGAGAUGUGUAAAUAUGUGUAUGGCUUUAUAGAGAAAACAAACACUACCUUUUGCUGUGCUUUGAUUUGAUUCAGAAUGGUGCAACUUCAUAUAAGGGCCUUAAGUUAAAGGUGCAUUAAAGACACACCAUGAAACUUUUUGGUUCGGGGUCUGUCACCUACUUGUUUCUAUGGGUAUGUCAUUGUUCUGCCUUGAAUGUCCCACAGUAUGACAUUAAACAGCUCUGCCUUACAUUUAUUAAAUUACAGGUGUUUUAUUGUUCAAAAAUAGCUAGAAAAACUGGCAUUUUGACCGUGUCGCCUCUGCACAGAUCUGACCUGUAACUUGGUCUCAUUUGCUCACCAUGACAGGAGAAAGGUUUAAUACCGUACUGUGAUCUCCAUGGAGAAAAGGAUUUGAUGAACCCUCCACCAGAAAAGUUACACAGUGCACCUUUAAGCUAAAAGUGCAUUAUGUAAUGUUGUGUUUUUUGGUGGAGGGUUCAUCAGCAGUCCCAUAAACUUUCUAUUUAGAUGGACAAAGCAGGUGGCCACCAGUUUAAUGUCUAAUUUUCCAGGAAAAGCAAUAACAUCUCCACGGAGACAACAAAAAGCGGAUCCCUUUACCAAAAAUGUUAUAGUGCACCUUUAAGGAGUUACAGUACGUGUGUCAUUCAUUGAGUUAACAUCUUAAGUUUAGGGACCAUUAUUAAAGGCUAACUAAGUUUUAACUGGCACGAUAUUGUCUCACACUAUGGAAAUUCUAGUGUUGCUUUGUUAUUCACCUGUUAAAGCACUUCUGUGUCCUGUAACAUUAAUUGCUUAUAUUGCAAAUAAUUAGAGGAUAAUUUAAUGUUGAAAGAAAUGUAAUGGCUAAGCAAGUCAUUUUCAAAUAUGCACAGAACAAAGCAUAUAAAGAUCUAUUUAACCAUUUCUGUGCUUUAUUACUAGUUUACCAAUAAUAUGUGGUCCUUAAGUAUUACCUUAUUUGAUUGUUGUUUUGUCCAUUUCAGUAUUGUUUUACUCUUUUAUUAGUUAGUAUAGUAGUUAGUUUAGUAGUUAGUUAGUUUGUUAAAUACAUAGUCUUCACAUUUCUAGCCUAUUAUUUGUACUCAGGCCCUUGUUUUAAAAUUGCACCUCCAAAGUCUGUGUUCCUUUUUGAAUGAAUUUGAAACUGCAUGUGAUUAGAAGAAUGAGUAAAUGCGGAGAAACCAAAAAUGAGGAUGUUGAUCUUUUUCUCUGAGUUUAAAUACAUUUUAGGUGCUUCAGCAUUUCACUAAAACACAGAAUGUAGUUUGCCAAAGGGCUCUCACCGUUUCCUCAUUUCCUGUUUUAUUGUACAUUUUAGGUUUUGAUGAAUAAAUGCCAAAUGUAGAGCUUGAUGAUGUUUUUAUCACAUGUGUGGUAUGUUUAUCUUUUAGUUUUUAAUUUUCACUUUUACUGCCAGUAUGUGUACAAUCCUGAGUGAUGUUUGCUUUUUGGUUUCUGUUUCCUCAACAGUUAAAAUUAUAUUUAAAACAAAAUAAAAGCAGUAAACUGGAUUUUAAAACAAA